Trichoplusia ni (cabbage looper) is the source of this 3717-nucleotide messenger RNA. RefSeq lists its product as uncharacterized. The transcript is spliced from 9 exons. Lineage: Eukaryota; Metazoa; Arthropoda; Insecta; Lepidoptera; Noctuidae. Bases 143 to 2455 code for a protein of 770 amino acids. The record is from RefSeq and is a predicted model, not a curated record.
UGACAGUUUCUCAGUUCAAAGUUGUCAUGGCCUGUCAGAAUUGCACUGAAAUAUUUGUAAAUACAUAAGAGUACUCGUUUAUGUGGUUACACUAGUAACAUAUGUUAUAAUUUAUAUUGUUUUUGUUCUAAAUUGAUCAAAGAUGGAUGAUGACAUAGAAGAUGUUGUUGGCGAAGUUAAGCUCUCGGAAUCACAGAAAAGCGUGGCGAUGUCAAAUGGGUACUCGAUGGACUUUACAGACAGCAGCUCCGAGAAACCGAACUCUUCAGGAAAGGAGACAUACGUGUUAGAGUGGGACAGCGAGGAUAGCGAGAGCUCCGUCCUCCAAAACAACGUCAGCAUCAUCAAUAUCAAGGACAGGCCAGUGAAGCCGGUCCUCAUCAGCAGAGACGCCCAAUGUGAAGUCACGAAGAAAUUCAGCAAAGCUUCCUCUACUGGUCUCAGUAAAUGCUCCAUUAUUGCACAAGAAAUAUUCACCCAAACCAGCAAAACUAUCAUAGAGCUAGCUGAAAGCGAAGGCGCGGUGAGAAAAUCAAACAACAGCAAAUCAUUAGAGACACAAACCUCCUUUAUAUCUAUAACCGAGAAUAAGACUGUCGAAUACAGGAUAGAAGUGUCUGGUGAAAAUCAGCACGCUCGUCCAAACGGCAUGGUAACCGACUCCGGUGACAACCACUGUCAAGGAAUAACACGCAAUUUAUUUCCUAAUUCUCUCGAAAACAAUUCUUCAAAAUGCUUGACAUCGGAAACAGAAAAUGAGAAAACAGAUGAAUGUGUAAGUCCAAAUAGUUCCACUGAGAAAAUGAUAAGCAUCAUAAAUGACGAAUCUAAAGAAAAUUUAUUAAGUGAAGACCAAAAUGAAUAUGAAAACACCAGCGAAUUCGAACAAUCACCGGACACCACCGACAUGGAGGAGGAUUCUCUGAUGGAGUCUAAGAAAGCACGGAAUAAAUCUGAAAACCAAGGCGACGAGACUCCGAAGUCUGUCGACAAAGAAGUUGCCGAACUGUAUAGCAAACUCUACGAAAGUAUGGAUUUUCAGAUGCACUUUCCCUGUGAUAACGAAAAAAGACGAUUUGGCCACCUGACUCCAUUGACUGAGGAGUCUGUCGUUAAAAAAGACAGCUCACAAGACGUAACACCGAAUAACGGACCGAGUUCAAAUGACGAGGACGUGUUAUUUACUAAUAACGCAGGCAUCAAAGUUAAAUUAUUCCCAAAAUCGGAAAGCAAUAAAGAGGCCUUUAAAUUGCCUCCAAUUCAGGGUAAUACUGUUUGCACUGACACGGGGAACUUAAACUUCUUGUUUACUCUGAAUGCUAGCAAGUCUAUAAGGUCUGGGAAUUUGCCCUGCGUUGUUGAAGAUCGAAGAGAAAGGAGUAUUGAUCGAUGGGAUAUGGGAAGUAAGGAUCUGGCAGCGGGAGAGAGUCCACUUAUUAGUUGCAGGAGCGAGUCUGAAAGGAUAACGCAUGCGACCAUUCAGCUGCCUCCCAUCCACGUAGAGGGUACAAUCUCGUCCAACGCCACAAAAUCCGAGGUCCAAUCCAAGUCGGAAUCAACCUCGGACACACCAGGCCCCAUUAGCAUUAAGGAGAAAAUCAAAGAACUGAAGAUGAGCCACAGACCAAGGAAUUUUAGUCAUUCUAAAUACAGUAUUGGUGGUUGUGAAAGUAGAAGUGGUUCUCCGAGCACCGUGGCUCCGGAUGACAACAGGUUGGUGGACGCGGCGGAGCGCGGCUGCGAACUACUCUGCAUUGAGCUGCUCAAGAGACUGCGAUCACAUUCUUGGUUUGAGAUAGCGGACGCUCUAGAAGACAUACCUCGAGUGUUGGAAAAGUUCUGGGGAGUUAUAGCUGAACAUCGAAUUGCCGAUUUAAUAAGACAGGUGACGGCUCAAGUGGAGUCUCCGAGGACGCAAGUGGCUCGCGCCGCCUGCAACACGCUCGCCACUAUACUGAAGAAUACUAACUAUACUAAGAAACCGGACUUCUACGAGGCGGUGACGAUCCUCCUCAUCAAGACGGGCAGCUUCAGCCGGCCGGUGCGGCGCGCCGCCAACGUCGCGCUCGACGACAUCGUGUGCGGCAUCGACCUCAGCCACUCCGUCACCGCGCUGUGUAUACAUGGAGCCACUCACAAGAGCGCCCUGGUGCGGUGUGCGGCGGCGCGGCUGCUGGUGGUGUGCUGCGCGCUGGGCGGCGGCGGGCGCGACCUGCUGCGCGCGCGCCCGCCCACCGCCGCCUGCGCACGCAAGCACGCGCUGCGCUCACUCGCCGCGCUACUCGACGACAAGAGCACCGACGCCAGAAAAUACGCAGAACGUCUAUACUCAAUGCUGCGUCCACUGUCCAACUUCGAGGCUUACUACCUGACGGACGUGGACGUCGAGAUAGCUUCUAGACAGAUGAAGAAGUACGACCAGCUGCUGCUGUGCGGGCCGCCCGAGGCCAGGUGACGUCACGGCGGGGCGCCGCCGCGGCCAGGCCUCGCUACUGUGCAGUCCCGUGUCCCCCAACAUGUGGCUCGUACCAGGGACCCUCGUGUCAACUAUUCGCUCAGCUUACUACUGUAUCGAACACUACUAAGCGUAUACCCAGCUGUGCAGUGCAGCAGUGAUGCUCCCCUCAAAUCAACUGAACUAAUUUUGUAUUUUGUAUCCUAUUUUAAGUCCUCGUGUUAUCUGAUUGUUUAAUUAUAUCGUAAAAUCUAGAGUAUCGUACUACAUAAAACGAUGUUACGUGAACGUAUUUCGAAUCUUUUAGUGCUUUUCUGAUUGACUAAAUAAAAAUAAUUAUAUAAAAAUACUACAUCAUAUAAACACAAAAAUAUAGAAUAUUGUAUUUUUCUAAAAUGUAUGUUUUUGGACACCAUAAGACUAAUUGGGAUAUCUUGGAAAUUAUCUCUGUUUGUUAAGUCCAUGAUAAUCUUUUAGUAUGACUUUGUAAAAGUUUUUAGUAUUAAAAUUAUGUUAAUUGUAGGCGUUUCUGUCGAACACCAAUGACUAUGGCCCGUCAUAUCGUACCGUAUUUAUCAUGCUAUAUUUUGUAACUGAAUGUGUACAAUAUCUUAGUCCCAGCCGGUCUCAUAGUGACCAGAUAGCGGCAACACUUAUGUAUCUGGUAUCUCUAACUGUUGUACGGUCAGCAACAAAACUCAUUAUUCAAAUUCACAUCUAAUUUAAUAAUACCAGUUUGAAGGUUUCCCCCAGGCCUCUUCAUAUAUAAUGUUUGAGUAUUGAUCACCACACUAGCUAGCUCACUGUGGCUUUCGUAGAUUUCAUGUGUCAAUAACUGGAAUCGGAAAUCCUCAAGAUUAUUUUUCUUCGCCAUUUGUCCGAUUCACAAACACCAUCAUUGCUUAGUGACCUCUACAAUAUUGGAGCAAGUUUUCACUUCAUCUCCGGGUUAGAAAUUAUAACCCGAAGACUAACAUUUCCCUGAGUUAAGUGUGUCUAUGUAUAAGUCUUAAAAAUAUGGAAGAAUUAUUACUUUUGUGCUGACUGUACUACAAAAAUAACAACAAAAAAUUGUUUUCGUUAAGAAAGUCGAUUAAUGUUCAUAGUUUUGUAAAUAUAUUGUAUUUACACUAUAUAUGUGCCCGUUUUUUGUAAACAUUUUAAUCUGCGUCGGUUAUUGAGUAGUUUUUUCAUGAUGAGUUUGUACGCCACGGUUGUAAAAUAAGUAUGACAUACAGAUUUGUAGUAAAGCUUGUAGAUAU